Molecule: messenger RNA, 2355 nt
Organism: Amphibalanus amphitrite
Lineage: Eukaryota; Metazoa; Arthropoda; Thecostraca; Balanomorpha; Balanidae
Product: kielin/chordin-like protein
Exons: 12
Coding region: 28-2013 (661 amino acids)
Cellular component (GO): extracellular region
Molecular function (GO): peptidase inhibitor activity
Source: RefSeq, a predicted model, not a curated record
GGGCAGUGCGCCUCCGCCGGCCGCACGAUGAGGACGCACCUGCUGCUGCUGACCGGUCUGCUGGCCGCCGCUGGCGCCGAGUCGCCCCCCGACCGGCUGCUCACUCUGCGCGGGCCCGAGUCGCUGCGACCGGGCCCGGGUGCCGGUGGCGAGGACCCGCCGCGGCCCCCCGGACCCCGGGCACCAGGUGGUGAGGAGCCGGGCUGCACUCCCGGCACCUGGACCUACGACGGCUGCAACGCCUGCCGAUGCACCCAAGAACGGAAAAUACAGUGCACCAGCAACGUCUGCAGGGAACCGCCCGCAGCCUCCUGCCAGUACGGGCGCACCUACCUGGACCAGUGCGAUAACGUCUGUUUCUGUGACAAGUUUGGCGCAUACCAGUGCCGGCCGCGUGGCACACCCGGCGGAGGGAUCUGCCACCACGACGGCGUCACCGGAAAGCCCACGCGCUGCGAGCAGGAGGGCCUCAUCCGCGUCGAGGCACACACACACUUCUUCUGCCAGGACGGCAUAGUGCACUUCGAAUACGUGGAGGAGGACGGCUUCCGCUGCAAGGUGGGUGCUAUCUGGCGGGACCGGUGUAACACGUGCAGGUGCAGCACACCCGAGGGGUCGCCCGCCUGUACGCUGGCGGGCUGCAUAUCCACCGGGAUACCGUCGCCGCGCGCGCCACGGCCGGCGCCUCUCGAGUUCGGAGACGUGGUGGUGCCCGACUACGAGCCGUGUCCCGCCGGCUUCGUCGCCGCCCCCGGCAUGCUCGGCGUCAAAAUCUGCAAGGCGGCCGGCUGCACGCCGGGCGUCGAGUGGAACCUCAGCUCGUGCGAAAAGUGCGUGUGUACUCGAACCGGCGAGCCUGCCUGCACGUCGUGCAUCAGGACCAGGAGCGAUUCGAAUGUGAUGUGCGACGAUAAGCGGCCCACGCGCGGUGGAGAGUGCGGGGUCGACGACUGCGGCGAGCGAUACAACCCCCAGCGCGACUGCCUCCAGUGCUUCUGUCUCGAGGGCAAGCCGGACGACGUUUCGGCCGGCUUCAACGAGCCGUGUCCGCCAGGCUUUGACCACCGCACCAGCUUCCUCUACUUCCGCAAGUGCGGCCCCAUUGAUGAUCUGCCCACUGGCGACUUUGUGGACUGCAGUCCAGGCAGCGGCUGCCCGGCGAAGUGCGAGUUCGUGCGCCGGUCGGAUAACGGCUGCGUCUACUGCCUGUGUGAGGGGCGCGAGCUAGUGCCCGCUGCUGACCCGUGCCCGCCACCCAAAGUGGAGGGCAACAUCCGCGACGGCAACAAGAUCUGCAAGCCGGCCACCCGAGAAGAGUGCAGCGGUCCCGGCACCGAGUACCAGGUGGGCUGUGACCUCUGCGUCUGCCAGGAGGGCGGUGUGCCCGCCUGCACCCACAGACAGUGCGACACGACCCCAGAGGAGCAGUCCUGCCAAUACGGGACCUUCUUCGUAGACGAGUGUAACGCGGUGUGCCGCUGUGUCCGCGGACGGUACGCCUGCGGCCGGCGCGGCUGUCCGCCCGGUCGCACCUCGGGAAAGCCGCUCACCUGCCCGGCACAGACCCGCGAGCUGCCCAGGAUCCGCGGACUGCGCGUCUUCUGUCACAAGGGCGUCGUCAAGGCCCAGCUUAAGGACGAGCGCUGUAUCGAAAAUUCGCGGUUUAUGGAUGACGAGUACUGCAAUUGGUGCGGGUGCCGCGGCGGCCGUCCGGUCUGCACCAAGAUGGGAUGCGUCUCCCGCCGGCCCCAGCUGCCCUACGGCGACGAGCCGAACCGGCCCGGCCAGUGUCCGUGGACGAUUGUGGACAUCUAUUACAGAUGUAACUACAACAAACAGUGUGACGACGACCGACUCUGCCCGCCCGGCCACAAGUGCUGCAGGGAGCAGCUACCAUGUGGCCAAAAGUGCCGGCCGGCCUGCGCGCCGGCCUGCGCGCCCGGCCAGCGCUGCCAGACGGUCUAUCUGGACCUCGAGGAGGAGCGGGCCGAGUGUGUGCCGGUCAGCAACUGAACGGUGCAGCGGCGCGGCCGGUGCAGAUCGGGUCUGAGGUCCGGCUAGCCGACUACAGAUCGGGUCUCAGGUCCGGCUAGCCGACGACCGUAAUCUGAUAUUUUCACUGCACUGUACUAUACUGUCAAGCUAGCCGAAAUGAGCGCGUUCGUGCUUGGAUGCGCUCCUAUGCGUUCAGCGUCAAUAAUUGUUGGUUUUAACUGCGCACGGGCUGCACAGUGCUGUACCUAGAUCAUAUAAUGCUAUUGUGUUCCAUCGGAUGAAAGGGAUUCCGGACUUGCAAAAUGAAUUGCUUUCUGAAUCUCGAAUCUGCAAUACCGAAAAUACAUGCUUUGAGCGACA